AUGGCGUCCAGAGCCCCAGCUCUCGCACCUCAGGAGAAGGAUGCCCUGCCAACGUCGCAGGAGGUCAGCUUCAGUCGAAAGUCGACGUUCACGGAGGAGAGUGAUGCUCCCCGCUGGAGCAGGAGCUCGUGGGGCGCCGCCACCUCACCCAAGUUUCUGGGCAACGAGGUGCUGUCCACCAGCACGGACCUGAAAAACCACAAGUCCGGCGUCCAGCCCCUGCCGCCGAAGAAAGACAAGAAGGGCGCGCUGAGUGGCGUGUUUGUGCCGACCUGCGAAAACAUGUGGGGCGUGCUGAUCUUCCUGCGGUUCUACUACAUAGUAGGACAGGCGGGUAUCUGGCAAACGUUGUGCGCCGUGGGGCUUUCCUUUGCCGCGGCCUUUUGCACGACUGCUGCGAUGUCCUCCAUUGCCUCCUCUGGCGGCCUCGUGAGCUCAGGGGGGCCCUACUACAUGAUCUCGCGCGCUCUGGGACCUGUUGUGGGGGCCACUAUUGGCGUGAUGUACUGGCUUGCGAUUACCAUGCUGUCCGUCCUGGAGUGCCUGGGAGCCGUCGAGGCCUUGGCGAUGGCGGCACCCUCGGUGCAGUUCCCCGGCUACCGGCAGGCGAUCGGCUCGUCGCUGCUGGCGGCGUUGGCCCUGGCGGUGUGGGGAGGGAUCAACAUCGUGACCAAACUGGGCCUCUUCUUCGCGCUGGUGGUGGUCUACACGAUCUUCAGCUUCUACUUGGGCCUCUUCCAAGCUGGACCCUCGGAUGUGUCCAGCCCUGGCAGUGACAUGAUCACGGGCCUCAGCUGGGAGACAUUUCAAGCGAACUGGGGCCCGCACUACGACCCGGGGAUCAACUUCGGGGUCGUCCUCAGCCUUUUCUACCCUUGCUUCACAGGCAUCCUCAGCGGAGCAAACAGAGCCGACGUGCUGAAGGACCCGCCGCGCAACAUCCGGCUGGGCACCUUCGCCGCGAUCCUGUUUAGCCUGGUGCUGUACUCCUCUUUCUUCCUCCUUUGGGGAUCGGUGGCGUCGGACAGGUACCUGAAAGGCGACUUUCUGCACCACACCGAUGACCACCACGGGCGGAGGCUCAUGAGCGCCGGGAUUUCUCCGGAGGCGAGCCGCCACAUCGUGCAGACAGUUGUUUGGAAUCCUUUUCCCAACUCGGCUUUCAUCGGUAUCAUCCUCUGCUCCUUGAGCCAGUCACUGCAGUGCCUGAUUGUGGCCCCACGCCUCCUGCAGAACAUGGCAAAGGAUCGCCUCAUGCCAGCCCUCCGCGUGCUGGAGCCGCUGAGCCCGAGCGGGGAGCCCACCCGGGCGCUGCUGUUCACGUACCUGGCGGCCGCGCUUCUGGUCCUGAUCGGACAGCUCGAGCUGGUGGCACCUCUCUUGACCAUGUGCCGUUGCAAGCCAGGCAAUGUCACCGCGCCUUUGAAGGUAGAGGAAUGCAUCGAGGGCCGCUUCAUGAAGGCGGCCACGGGCCCCGCAGCCGCCAAAGGACGAGGCCAGGAGAGCGCAAAAGAAUUGCUCCAGCAGCUGCCUGUGGCGCUGGGCGGGUACCGACCGGGGCACAACGACACGGCCCCCGGCCGAGUCGAACCGCGAGAAGGUCACAAGCAGCGCGGCGAGUUAUCGAGGGCGCACCGUGGAGCUUCCCACGAGCCUCCGUGGGUGCAGCAGCCGAACCGGAAGGGUGCUCGUGCGGAUGUGGCUGUGGUACCUCCGUGGGCGCAGGACACCUUCACCAUGCCCUUCCCGCGGAAGCGCGAGGGUGAAGCGCACCGGAAACGCCACCAGAGCUUACCGGAGGAGGAUCUUCGGCCGAAGAAUGGUGACACCACGCUUUUUGGUGCGCCGCCGCAGGACCACCGCCACGCGCAGCACCACGCACACCAGCAUGCGAUUCCGAUGCCGAAAGCAAGGGACGGGACGGCGGUGGCGUAUGUCAGCAAAGCGGCUGAGCCCAACUCCCAGUACCGCGCUUACAUGGAGGACAAGUACUGUAUCAUCGACCCCUUCAUGGAUGGGGAGCUUGGAAAUGAAACGUGGGCCUUCUUCGCGGUCUACGACGGGCACGGCGGAGUGCUUGCCGCAGAGCACUGUGAGGCAGAGCUCCACAAGGUGCUUGCCUCCGAGCUCCGCGUGGCUCUGAAGAGUGCGCCCAAGCGUCCGAGCUCCCCCCUGCGAGACGAGGUAGUGGCUGAGGCCCUCACGCGGACCUUCCAGAAGGCCGAUGACCAGCUACGUCAGGUCGGUGCGUGGCGCUUUGGCUGCACGGCCACCGUGGCUUUGGUGCGGAGGCUGCCCCAGGGCAUGCGCGUCCACGUCGCCAACGUCGGCGACUCCCGCGCCCUCACUGUCGAUGGCUCGGGAGGAUCCCAGCGGCUCUCUGUGGACCAUCGGCCGACCGAUGCCGCAGAGGCGCGGCGCAUCCGCGAGGAGGGCGGCUUCGUGACCAUGGGUCGCGUCUCAGGUGAGCUCGCAGUGAGCCGGGCUUUGGGGGACUUGCUUCUGAAGAACUCAGGAAGUGGCCAAAGUUGUCGUGUCCUGCAGCAGCUUUGGCAGACAUUCUGGUGCUUCUUGAUGGCCUAUGCCUUCAUGAACCUGUCUUGCUUCACGCUGACGUGGCUGCACUCCUCCACGUGGCGCCCCUCAUGGAUCCACCAGCGCCGCUGCCGCGUGCUGAACCUGAUCAGCUGCGGGCUGGGCUUCCUCAUCUGUGUGGCUAUCAUGAUCAUCGUGAACCAUCUUUGGGCGCUCACAGCAUGCUUGGUGGCCGGCGGCCUCUACCUCUUCGUGAACUGGAAGGUGGAGGCCAAGGAGUGGGGCAGCGCCAUGGAUGGCAUCACCUUCAGGCUGGCGCUGAGUGCCUUGGUGCGACUGGAGCAGUCCCAAUACCAGCACGUGAACUGGCGGCCUCAAGUCUUGAUCAUCUACAGCAUCCCCCAAACAGCAGAGGGAACCCGAUGCCACGAGGGGAAUCUCCGCUUUGCGUCGCAGCUUCGCAAGGGAAGGGGCUUCUGCAUGGUGGCCUGCGUUCUCGAGUCAGAUCCGGGCGAUACCAAGGCGCAGCUGCAGGCCGCGAAGGAGAAGCAGAUCAUCAAGGACCUCAUGGACAAGGAGGGCAUCGAAGGCUUUGCCGAAGUCGUGGUUGCCCCGAACAUGGCCGAAGGUGCGCACUACAUCAUCCAGCUCACGGGCAUCGGCGGGCUCGUGCCGAACACGGUGAUGCUCGACUGGCCGGAGGACCGGGACGACUCGACGAGCCAAGACUUCGUAAAGAUCCUCAGCAACGCGUACUCUGCGGACAAGGCCGUCAUUGCCGUCAAGGGCUUGAAGGACAUGCCCCUGGAGGAGGUGAAAGGCCCUCGAAGCACCAUCGAUGUCUGGUGGAUGAUCCACGAUGGCGGUUUCCUCAUCCUUCUUUCCUGGCUUCUGACACAGCAUCGGAACUGGAGACAAAGCCAAAUCCGUGUUUUCACGUUGGCGGAGGAUGUGUCGGAGGAGAAGGCCAAGGCGGCCGGAGAGUUCCUCUCCAGGACGCUGCGGGAACGGCGCCUGUUUGACGUCGAGGUUGAGGUGAUCCUGGCGGAUGAUGCGAUGAUUCAGCCCUACACGUACGACUGGACGUGGCGCGUUGAGGGACGCCAUCAGUUCCUCUCUUCGCUGCGCGUGGCGCCAGCUGCAGCAGAAUCGAUCCCGCUGGAGAUCGACGACCUCUUCGUCGUGGACGAGGGGCGCUCCUGUGUUGAGGCGGACCCCCCUUGCCGCUCCAGCACAUCUGCAAGGAGCUUCGACAGUGGAUGCGUGGAAUCGGAGGAUAGCCAGCCUGGCAAUGUGGUGGUCAGCGACUGCCGCACGGAGCGUUCCGCCAAGGAGACGGCGCAUGUCAUGCGUAAUCGGCGCGUGAGCCAGCCGCCCUUGCCGGUGUGCGCGCGCCUCCUCCCGUCGGCCCCCGAGUUCACCAACCUCGAGUCGUGCGCGCGGCUGAACCAGGUGGUGCUCUCGCGGUCGAGCCAGGCAGAUCUGGUCGUCCUGAAUCUGCCGGACCCGUGGGGCACCGAGGCGCACAAAGCGCGCGCCUUCAUGACCUACUGCAACACGCUCACUGCAGGCUUGCGGCAUGUGAUGUUCGUGCACUCCAGUGGCCAUGAGGUCUUCGACCUCUCAAACUAG
This is a messenger RNA of Symbiodinium natans, 4167 nucleotides long. NCBI's taxonomy places the organism in Eukaryota, Dinophyceae, Suessiales, Symbiodiniaceae. The record is from the annotation of a GenBank genome assembly.